CCCGUCCGCCCGCAGGUGACGUUAGCGCGCAGCCGCAGCCGCCGGGAAGGUCGCGGCGGUGACCGGCGCUCCCGCACCCGCCAUGUUGUCCGUGGCUGCCCGCUCCGGGCCCUUCGCGCCCUACCUGUCGGCCGCGGUGCACGCCGUGCCCAGUUCGCUCAAGGCGCUGGCGCCGGCGGCGCUGCAGACCGAGAAGGUGGUGCUGGACGUGAAGCGACCGCUGCUGUGUCGGGAGUCGAUGAGCGGCCGCUCGGCGCGGGGGGAUCUCGUCGCCGGCGCCAGCCUCAACGCGCCUGCCAGUGUGCGGUAUGUCCACAAUGAUGUCGCGGUCCCUGACUUCUCUGCCUAUCGCCGUGAAGAUGUGCUAGAUGCCACAACGUCCUCUCAGAGUAGCAGUGAAGAAAGAAAAGGGUUUUCCUACUUGGUGACUGCAACAGCAUGCGUAGCUAGCGCAUAUGUUGCUAAGAAUGUGGUCACCCAGUUUGUUUCCAGCCUCAGUGCUUCUGCUGACGUGCUAGCAUUGUCAAAGAUUGAGAUCAAGCUAUCUGACAUUCCAGAAGGCAAAAACAUGGCUUUCAAGUGGAGAGGAAAACCCCUGUUUGUGCGUCACAGAACCCAAGCAGAGAUUAAUCAGGAGGCAGAAGUUGAUGUGUCUAAGCUGAGAGACCCACAGCACGAUUUAGACAGAGUAAAGAAACCGGAAUGGGUCAUAUUAGUAGGAGUCUGCACUCAUCUUGGCUGUGUACCAAUUGCUAACUCUGGAGAUUUUGGUGGUUAUUACUGCCCUUGCCAUGGGUCCCAUUAUGAUGCCUCUGGCAGAAUCAGGAAAGGUCCUGCUCCCUAUAACCUGGAGGUUCCAACCUACCAGUUUGUUGGUGAUGAUUUAGUUAUUGUUGGCUGAAUGACAAAGUGCUCGGUCGCUUUCAUGUUCUGGUGAAUGUAUUCGUAAAAAGGUUAACUGAUACUCUGGAAUACUGUCAAACCGGAAGAUCCUAACAAUACAUUAGCUUCAUCCUCAACCAGAACUGUGUUUGAAUACUUCCUUGUGUUCAAUUUUAAUAAAAACUUGAAGUGAGCACUUGUUCCCGA
Messenger RNA from Lagopus muta (rock ptarmigan), 1089 nucleotides. Its product is annotated as cytochrome b-c1 complex subunit Rieske, mitochondrial. Bases 83 to 901 code for a protein of 272 amino acids. Gene Ontology annotation, cellular component: membrane. The record is from RefSeq and is a predicted model, not a curated record. Gene Ontology annotation, biological process: mitochondrial electron transport, ubiquinol to cytochrome c. Gene Ontology annotation, molecular function: 2 iron, 2 sulfur cluster binding; quinol-cytochrome-c reductase activity. Lineage: Eukaryota; Metazoa; Chordata; Aves; Galliformes; Phasianidae. The transcript has 2 exons.